Oryctolagus cuniculus (rabbit) is the source of this 2259-nucleotide messenger RNA. The record is from RefSeq and is a predicted model, not a curated record. NCBI's taxonomy places the organism in Eukaryota, Metazoa, Chordata, Mammalia, Lagomorpha, Leporidae.
AUGAUUCAAGAAGCAGGAUCCAAGAAGAUAACACUAAAGGACUACGAGGCCCUGAACACCAUCAUCUCCAGCUCCCAGCCCCCUGCUCUGGUCGUAGCAGUCAAGGCAUUUUCCUUCCGUAAGAGAACACACUGGCUGCUGACAGGUGGCAUGGAUUGAGUGAUUCGAGUCUGGAGCCCUUCCCUACCUGGAAAACCAACAGGUCUGCUGAGAAGCCACAGGGCUCCAGUGAUCUACGUCCACGUGUCCGCAGAGGAUGACAAAACAUCUCCCACCUCCGCCGCCAACAGCACCGCGAAGGUCUUUCCUCUUUUGUGUUGGCUGCAUUGUCUAAGAUGGUCUCUGGCAGAGAAGGUGUUCCUGCCGGUUUCACAGCUUGAGGGGCCUGUGCCUAGGUGGAGGCUCAAACGAUGUCUGCACCCGCGAGUUUGCUUUGGAAAAGGAGGACAGACUCAAAGGAGGGGAAGCAGCCCCAUCAAGAACUUUCUGUAUUUGCCUGUGCUGCUCCAGAGGGGUGCGGACCUGCCACUGGCUCCCCGUCUAGCCUUGUAUUCGCCCUUCAACUUGGAUCCGGGGCCUGGGGACCUACACCUGUUUGUGCACAGCCUCAUCCAGGUGAGCUGCAUCAAGGGGGAGUUCUCCGCCUGCCUCUUCCUCCCAGCACGGGCCCUAUGCGUGGCCUCAGGUGCUGUGGCACACCUGCACCUGAGACUGAGAUCUGCCCGGAAGCCUCAGCUGGUGCUUUCCCUCCAAGAGCCCGUGAGAUGCUGCAGGUACAACCCAGCCUUGGGGCACACGACAGGAAGAGAGUUGUCUGAAUUUAUUGGGGCUCACAGCGAUGCUGGGAUCGCUUGUCUGACCUUGGACUCCAGUGGAAGAAGGCUCUGUUUCCUAGGCAGGGACGGCUGUCUGAGAAUAUGGAGUUACAACGGGCGCUACCUGCACACCCUGAAGCACAGCAAGUCACUUCCUUCUAAGGGUGAAGUCCGUGAUUGCACCUACAUGGAGGUGAACCAAAAUAGGUGUAUCAUAGCUGUUGGAUGGGACAGAAGAAUAAAUGUGUACUUUGACUCACCAUGUGACUUGCAUCACUUCUGGGAGCCACAACCAACUGGCAAGCACUGGUCUUCCAAAAUCCAUUUUGGUAACCAGGAAGACAUCCUGUGUGUGGCCCAAUGCCCACCCUUUCUCCUUGCCACCUCCAGUUAUGAUGGGGAGAUUGUCAUUUGCAAUGUCAUCUCAGGCCACAUCAGCAAGUUGAAUGGUCCCAGCCCCUCAGAGGGCCUGGACCAUGGAGAAGAAGGCCCAGACGGCGGUGUCUCCUGCCUCGCCUUCCUGAAGAUGCAGGUGGCCAAGUUGGACUUGCCGGCUGCUUCACUCAUGGCCAACGGGCCCAGAGGUUCCACCACCCUCUGGAGGCUGUUUGUUAGGGCCGGCCUCAUUGCACGCUUCGUCCCUACUGCAGGCUCCAGGCCUGUAGCUUUAUUCCCCUUCAUGGGGGUCCUAUCUCUCCCUGGAGGAUUAAUAGCCACAGAGCAUUAUGGUAAGUGCAGCUCUUACCAUCAACUGGAUAUAGCAUUUCCCUCACGGUUACCCAGCAGGCAAUUUUCAUCCAGAAUGAGCCGUGCGUGUGUGUGUUUAAGUUGUGUGUGUGUGUUUAACAACCGUGUAUAUGUGUCUGUGUAUGCCUUUAACAAGCUGUGUGUGUGUGUGUGUGUGUGUGUGUGUGUGUCUCAGGCUGGAGGGAGAGCUCAGAUCAGCAGCAUGGCCGUGAUGGCAGAGGACAGCCUCACCUACCUGGCUGACCAGCAAGGCUUCAUCCGUGACUACGGACUGCAGGGACCGGAACGACAGCCUCCCCAGACUGUCACGUUCUGGAGGGCCCACGUCAGCCCAGUGACACGACUGGAGCUGAUAACAGGAGACAAAAUGCUGCUGUCAUCCUCUCUGGACCGCACUGUGCGCAUGUGGAGCUGGGAGAGGGCGUACGUAGGUAAGGAAGCUCCACCUGGCCUCCAGCUUGCCCCUGGUUCAAGGCCAUUGAGACAGGAAUUCUCGGAGGUGCUGUGCUUUCGUCUUCUCCGGCUCGCCAGCCCAAACCCCUGGGAUAUUUUCACGCCUGCCUCCUAGAGCAACCCCAGAGUCCCGGGUGAAAUUUUGACAGAUCCACAGAGCAUGCCUGCUCACCCAGGGCUGCAAGGAGAUGUGCUUUCUGGGCCCUCGAGGAUCACACAGGAGCAGGACAACAGUGGGGAGUAA